Cottoperca gobio is the source of this 6742-nucleotide messenger RNA. RefSeq names its product potassium sodium-activated channel subfamily T member 1b (gene kcnt1b). The transcript has 32 exons. Gene Ontology annotation, molecular function: intracellular sodium-activated potassium channel activity; outward rectifier potassium channel activity. Lineage: Eukaryota; Metazoa; Chordata; Actinopteri; Perciformes; Bovichtidae. The coding region runs from base 174 to 3812 and encodes 1212 amino acids. The record is from RefSeq and is a predicted model, not a curated record. Gene Ontology annotation, biological process: potassium ion transmembrane transport. Gene Ontology annotation, cellular component: plasma membrane.
GUGAUGCGGCAGGGAGGGAGAAGCUCUCCCUCCGCCUUCGUGCAGCACCAGUGAGACUGGGAUGCGGUUUUUGCCGCGGCGUCGGUCUCUCAGCGUGAGCCUGUUCUGACACCAGGAGGAGGAAACAUAUUAGCCGCUCUCUGCUGGAGGUAACGCUCGGGAGGCAGAGAGCCAUGGCAGGCGCUAAACUGACGCCCUCUCCCUCGGAGAUCGACCCAGACGUCAAAACCGAGGCGCAGAAAACCCCCGAGCCCACCUGGGUCAACCCCUCCAGCCCUAUCCGGACCAUGGGCUCUUUCGGGAGCGAUGCCGGCCAAAGGUAUCAAGAGGAGUACAGUAUGGACUCAACCAAUGCCCAGGUGCAGGUGGAGUUCUAUGUGAACGAAAACACGUUCAAAGAGAGGCUGAAGCUUUUCUUCAUCAAAAACCAAAGGUCAAGCCUGAGAAUCCGCCUGUUCAACUUCUCACUGAAGAUCCUCACCUGCGUCCUCUACAUACUGAGAGUCAGUCUGGAUAACCCCAAGGAGGCCAAUGACCCCUGUGCAAUAUGUCGGAACAACAAUACAGCGGACUCGUCAGAAAUCGACUGGUCGUUGAUUUUCUGGGUUACCAGAAGUGACCCUUUAUGGGCGAUACAGGUGACGGUGGCCUUAAUUAGUUUCUUGGAGACCGUGCUUAUCACAUAUCUCAGCUACAAGGGGAACAUUUGGGAGCAGAUCUUCCAGAUAUCCUUCAUAUUGGAGAUGAUCAAUUCAGUGCCAUUUAUAAUCACAAUCUUCUGGGCUCCAUUGAGAGAGAUUUUCGUCCCUGUAUUUCUCAACUGCUGGCUAGCCAAAGGUGCCCUGGAGAACAUGAUCAAUGACUUCCAUCGUGCCAUCCAGAGGACCCACUCUGCCAUGUUCAACCAGGUGUUCAUCCUCAUCUGCACCUUACUGUGUCUCGUUUUCACCGGAGCUUGUGGGAUCCAGCAUCUAGAGAGAGCCGGGAAGCACCUGACCCUGUUUGACUCGUUCUAUUUCUGCAUCGUCACUUUCUCCACUGUGGGCUACGGGGAUGUCACGCCACAAAUCUGGCCUUCGCAGCUGCUGGUGGUCAUUCUCAUCUGUGUUGCCCUGGUGGUGCUCCCAUUGCAGUUUGAAGAACUAGCAUACCUGUGGAUGGAGAGCCAGAAGUUAGGAGGGAACUACAGCCGCCACCGGGCGCAGACAGAGAAGCAUGUGGUCUUGUGUGUCAGCUCGCUGAAAAUUGACCUGCUGAUGGAUUUCCUCAACGAGUUCUACGCUCAUCCCAGACUACAGGACUACUAUGUGGUGAUCCUGUGUCCAACGGAGAUAGACAUUCAAGUUCGUCGUAUCCUCCAAAUCCCUCUGUGGUCGCAGAGGGUCAUCUACCUACAAGGAUCUGCCCUGAAAGACCAGGACCUGAUGAGGGCCAAGAUGGACGAUGCUGAGGCCUGCUUCAUCCUCAGCAGCAGGAACGAGGUCGACCGCACUGCUGCUGAUCACCAGACUAUUUUGAGGGCUUGGGCUGCGAAAGAUUUUGCUCCAAAUUGCCCUCUCUACGUCCAAAUUCUCAAACCAGAAAAUAAAUUCCAUGUCAAGUUUGCAGAUCAUGUUGUAUGUGAAGAGGAGUUUAAGUAUGCCAUGCUGGCGCUGAACUGCGUGUGUCCCGCCACGUCUACCUUAGUCACCCUGCUGGUCCACACCUCCAGAGGACAGGAGGGUCAGUUGUCACCGGAGCAGUGGCAGAGGGUGUAUGGACGCUGCUCUGGAAACGAGGUCUACCACAUCCGCUUGUGUGACAGCAAGUUUUUUGGGGAAUAUGAUGGAAAGAGCUUCACCUACGCCUCCUUCCACGCCCACAAGAAGUAUGGUGUGUGUUUGAUCGGAGUGAAGAGGGAGGACAACAAGAGCAUCCUCCUGAACCCCGGCCCCCGCCACAUCAUGGCUGCCCCAGACACCUGCUACUACAUCAACAUCACCAAGGAGGAGAACUCGGCCUUCAUAUUUAAACAGGAGGAGAAGCACAACAAGGGCAUGCCCGUCACCGGCCUCUACGACGCCCCCUCCAGGCUGCCUGUGCACAGCAUCAUCGCCAGCAUGGGCACAGUAGCCAUAGAUCUCCAGAACCCCGACCCUCCGGAGGAAAGCGGCAAGCUCACCUUGCCGACGGAGAACGGCUCCGGAAGCCGCCGGCCGAGCAUCGCGCCCGUCUUAGAGAUCGCCGACUCCUCCGCCAUCCUGCCCUGCGACCUCCUCAGCGACCAAUCAGAGGAUGAGACCAACCAGUCAGACGAGGAGGGCUCUGUCGGGUCAGAUUUUGUGAAGGGCUACCCUCCCAAUUCGCCCUACAUCGGCAGCUCUCCGACUCUGUGCCACCUCCUGCCACAGAAAGCUCCAUUCUGCUGCCUUCGCCUCGACAAGGGCUGCAUGCAUAGCAGCUUUGAGGAUGCCAAAGCAUACGGCUUCAAGAACAAGCUGAUUAUAGUGUCUGCAGAGACGGCGGGAAACGGUCUCUACAACUUCAUUGUCCCUCUGCGCGCUUACUAUCGACCCAGAAAGGAGCUCAACCCCAUAGUGCUGCUGCUGGACUACCCGCCAGACAACCACUUCUUAGAAGCCAUUUGCUGCUUUCCAAUGGUUUACUUCAUGGCUGGCACCAUCGAUAAUCUGGACAAUCUGCUCCAGUGUGGUAUAAUCUACGCCGACAACUUGGUGGUAGUGGACAAGGAGAGCACCAUGAGCGCUGAGGAGGACUACAUGGCCGACGCCAAGACCAUCGUCAACGUCCAGACUAUGUUCAGGCUGUUCCCCAGUCUCAGCAUCAUCACCGAGCUCACACACCCGUCCAACAUGAGGUUCAUGCAGUUCAGAGCCAAGGACUGCUACUCCCUCGCUCUCUCCAAACUGGAGAAGAUCGAGCGUGAUAAGGGCUCCAACCUGGCCUUCAUGUUCCGGCUGCCGUUUGCUGCAGGCCGAGUGUUCAGCAUCAGCAUGUUAGAUACGCUGCUUUACCAGUCGUUUGUUAAAGACUAUAUGAUCGCUAUAGCGAGGCUUCUUCUCGGGCUGGACACCACGCCUGGCUCUGGGUACCUGUGUGCCAUGAAGAUCACAGAGGAGGACCUGUGGAUCAGGACUUACGGCAGACUCUUCCAGAAGCUUUGUUCCUCCAGCGCUGAGAUCCCCAUAGGGAUCUACCGCACCGAGGCGCACAUGUUCUCCACCUCAGAGGGAAAGGACAGUUACGCACAGUCUCAGGUGUCCAUCAACGUGCAGCAGGGCGAGGAGCAUCGUGAGCGCGGAGAGUCCUGGAAGGAGAAGAAGGCGCACAGGAACUCCACCACGAGCGACCAAUCGGAGCACCCGCUGCUGAGGAAGAAGAGCAUGCAGUGGGCGCGUCGGCUGAGCAGGAAGAGCGCCAAACCGUCCAGCAGAGUGGAGCGAAUCUCACAGCAGAGACUCAACCUGUACCGACGCUCCGAGCGCCAGGAGCUGUCGGAGUUGGUCAAGAAUCGCAUGAAGCACCUGGGCCUGCCCACCGUGGGAUACGAGGAUGUUUCUAAUCUCACUGCGAGCGAUGUCAUGAAUCGAGUAAAUCUAGGAUAUUUGCAAGACGAGAUGAACGACCACCAGAACACGCUGUCCUACGUCCUCAUCAACCCUCCUCCCGACACCGUGCUGGAGCUCAACGACGUCGUGUACAUUAUCCGGUCCGACCCGCUGGCGCACAUGCCGGAGGACUCCCAGGUGGGGCAGGCCCACAGGAACCAGCAGGACUUUGGCACAGAGACCAGAGACGAGACUCACCUCUGAAACCCCCUCAGUCCUUCACACCCUGACACCUUAACCUCGAAGCCCCGCCCGGGCCGACGGAGCAUGUAUGUCUCGCGCAGAUGAAGGCUCGUCUCGGGCCAAGAACAGCCGUUCAUAGUGAAUUCACAUUAUGUGUCUCUCAGCCUCAGUUCAGAAAAUAAUCAACAUUAUAAAAAGAUGAGAAACCUGCAGUUUCCCACUGAGCUGCUACAGGAGGAUGCAUGAAGAGUGCCUCGUCAUCGACCCCCCUCGCACACCUUCAGUACUCACACACACGUCUCCCUCGCACCAGGCACAGCAAACGGCUCCCUCCUUCCAACCAAAGGACUCAAGAGAUUUGACGGAUGUUGUGAGAGGUCUUUGGACAGUCACAGGAGUUUUUCUUGCACACACUGUACAGGAUAUCAAAUCAUUUCGCUCAGGGGUCAAGUUGCCCUUGUGCCGACUUCCUCUACACCUGUUUCUGCCUAAACCCACAAAGAAGCGAAUCUGGGGGCAACUGCAUCCUCCACCACAUCUUAACAAUCAUGUUUUCUACAAGUAAAUGCUCUGAAUUUCUAUCGAUUCAAACAUUUACCAUGAAAUUAUAGUACAUGUGCACUUUUCUUCAUUUAUUACAAUUAAUUUAGUCUGUUUCUAAUCAAGACAGUAUUCCCAUUUUCUUUAUGAGCACAAACUUUUUUAAGAAAUCCGUGAGUAUUCACACUGUAGGGGCACUUUUAUUCGCCAUAUUAGAAUCGUCACCGUUUCUCUUUGUUGUGUUGUUUUGGACACAGAUUUUUGUUGUGCUUAUUGUUAAAGAAUGAAUAUUGUUAAUUUAUUUCACUAUUUUAAGUGUCCCAUAUGAUGUCUGCUAUACAGUAUGUGCCAUUCUUUGGUUUACUCUUUCUUUGUAAAUAUCUUGAUGAGUUGUACAUUUUGCAUCUGUUUUAUGAUAUCAGUGUUUUUCAUUUUAGAGCCUGACCAAUUGUAUCAGCUGGUUUUAGUUUAUGAAAGAUGAAAAGGCCAUGGUGGCUAUUUUAACAAAUUAAUUAACCGUGUAUAUUUCAGGUUUGCCCACAUCUUCUGCUUCAUUAAUUCUAUUUAAAGUUCUAUUUUUCUUAGCUAAACAUAAGCAUAUCCAUGUUUUAUUUAUAGUGGUAGUGUUGUGUUUUUGUGUCUCACUCGGUACAUAUCUUGGGCACAACUCUUUCAUAAUCAGAUUUAGAAGAAAUAGUUAAAAAUCUUGGGAAACAAGCUAGUUAGCUAUUUUCCACAGAUAUUUGAGUGGUGCCAAGCUUCUGAUAUAACUGUUUGAUAAAUAUAAAGCUGGAGCCAGCAGGCGCUUAGCUUAGCAUAACGGCUGCGCUAAUUGAAGCAGGAGGGAAACAGCUAGCAUCACCUAGUGACACUUAGUUUAAGGUGCUGUGAUUUAGGGCAAACCAUGCUAGCUGUUUCCCUCUGCUUCCAGUGUUUAGGCUAAGCUACGCUAACAGUCUCCUGGCUGUGACUUCUUAAUUAACGUACAAACAUGAGUGGCAUCAAUUUUCUCAUCUAACUAAAAGUUAGAAAGUCUAAACUCCAAAUUGUUGAACUAUUACUUAAAGCUGUCAUUAAAAAUAAUAAUUAAAAAAAAAAAAAUAUUGGCCAAUAUAAUGUGCUUUAACCUCAUAAAUCCAGUAUCGAUCAGGCUCUUUUUAUUAAUUUCAUUUUGUUGAUGGUGAAUAUUCAUUUGUUGUGAUCCUCCAGUUUCAUAAUUAUGUAACGUUUCAGUUCAACUGGUAGCAGAAUUGUUUUGCACAGACGGCGACCGGCACAGUCGAGUCAAUCGACUGUCCUGUAAUCUGUUUCUAAAUCUAUUUGGAACGAACUUGAUCUGAAAAACAAAGUGCUCUCCUCUCCAAAUUGUACAGGCCACACCUUGUAUAAGGCAGUGUCAGCUUGCAGUAUUUAAACUCCACUUAUUUGCGUUUCGUUCUCUGUAAAUAGUAACUUUAUAUAUUCAUUGUUUGCCAUUUUGUUUCGGUCUCGUGUGUGAUAAAAGUGAUAGAGGACUUGAACUAUUUUUGCACUAAGCUCUGCAGGGACGUGUAGAGCAUUAAAGCAUGACCCUUUAAUCUGAAUCUGUACGACAUCAGUGGACAGUAUUCAAGCAUUCCUGUGAAGCAAGUCAAACGUGCAGUUACACAUCAUGCAUUUUGUUUUGAUUUACCUUGCAGGUGUUUGAAAAGCGUAUUGUAGUGAGUGCCAUUGUUAUUUAUGUGUUAAAGAAGUGAUGGUGAUGAAGUAAUCUCAGAUGGAUUUGUUUUCUCUGAGAUCUGCCAAUGUUUUUUCUGAGAAAUCAGCAUAAGCUAUUUUUAUUUUGAACAGUAUGUGUUUUGCAAUGAGUCCCGUUGAAAUGUACUGUUGAUCUUUGCUCAACGGGCCCCUCAGAAGUGUCAGUUUACAGGACAGGGGAGCGGAGGAGUGAACGCGUGAGCGACCGCAAUGGAAGAUACGAUCGGUGUGCUGAUCCAUUCAUUAAAACGUCUUCCUCGGUCCUCACUCCUGACAACUCUUAACACUCCACUUCAGCUCUCCUACUGUCCAUACUUACAAAUACCACAAGGGGCAUGCAAACACUAAACAGCAUGUUUUGAUAUACAAGCUUGCCAAGAACAAUACAUUUUGUACAUUUAGCGGGACAUUCAAUGGGACGUCCCACAGCUAGAGAAACCCAUAAUCCAGUCAACUGCUUGCAAGUUGGAGCCAUUAUUUGAUACUGUGUAUUUAUAUGAAUGGAACAUGCAUGUUGUGUCCAGGUGUUAUCAAGAAGCCUACGUAUUAUGUUUACCUCCACUUUAUGUUUUCAAGUCGUUGUCAAAAAGGGGUUGAUCCAUUUUGUACUAUUUCUUAUGAGAAGCGAGUGUAUAAAACAUGAACAAAUAAAUGCUGCAUGCAGCCAGAUACAA